Molecule: messenger RNA, 1592 nt
Organism: Papilio machaon (common yellow swallowtail)
Lineage: Eukaryota; Metazoa; Arthropoda; Insecta; Lepidoptera; Papilionidae
Gene: AQP
Product: aquaporin-11
Exons: 8
Coding region: 328-1308 (326 amino acids)
Cellular component (GO): cytoplasm
Molecular function (GO): channel activity
Source: RefSeq, a predicted model, not a curated record
GUAAGCGCACGCACGUGUUGGCCACAUUGGUCGAGUCCUCACAAAUAAUUUGCUCGCUAUAUAACAGCAGGUCGGGCGCGGCGGCUCGUAGUGCUGCACUGCGCCGGCGGCUAAAUUAAGCCCGACCUCGCGCGAGAUGCGCGCGCGACCGUACGCCUCGCCCGCCCCGCGCUCCUGCUCAUCCAGAACUCCCACAUAUUAUAUUAUAUCAACGAAUUUUCCGACCGCAUCUCAAACGAAUUGGCAGUUUUCGAAUUUCCCGCUCAUACCUAGCGGCUAGCAUGUUUGUGAAGUGAUCUGAGUGAUUUGUUUUGUGGAGAAGCCAAAAUGAAGUUCUCUGUAGACGUCUUGGGCGUCUUCCUCAAAGUAGUGAUAAAGAUCAACCGAGAGACGUUCGCGCCUCUGGUAGUGUCGGCACUGUUCAUCGUGCUGACGUCGCUGCUGGCGCACGCCGCCCGAUCUGCCGCCCGCCGCCUUGUAAAAGAUGCCUUUCUGCGGCUGCUGCUCGAGGAGGCCAUCGCCGCCGCCGAGCUCUGCGGAUGUUGCUUCGAACUAAUCAUUGUGGCGGACAACUUUGGUGUAGCAACGUAUGCGGUGUUCCUGUUCGUACUGACGUGCUGGUGGGCGCUGAGCUGGGGCGAGGCCACCGCCUGCCCCUACACGCAUCUAGAGGACGUCAUCGAAGGAAAGUGCGAUAUCCGCGCGGCAUUGCUGAAGACGUGGGCGGAGCUGGGGGGCGGGUUGCUGGUGUUCAAGUACGUGCAGAUGUACUGGGCGCUGGAAAUUUCCGACACGCAUAAGGACCGCGCCUACCAGGAGUGCACCGCUGACUUGCAGGUGCCGGCGCUGUACGGCGCAGUGGUGGAGGGCGCGGCGACGUGCCUGUGCCGGCUCACCUCGCGUGCGCUGGCGGACCUCAGCCCGCGCUUCGCCACCGCCAUCGACGCCUUCAUCGGCACAUCACUCGUCGUCGCUGGCGUGGUGGCUCGGGACGCGGUGCUCGAGUACCGCUACGAAGACACCGCGCCCGACGCCGACCUCAGCGUCUCCCUCCUUUGCAAAGUACAAUUAGGAAAAGCCUUUGACUACUCGGGGGGCUAUUUCAAUCCGGUGCUGGCGACGUCGCUGAAGGCGGGGUGCGCGGGACACUCGCUGGCGGAGCACGCGGCGGUGUACUGGGCGGGCGCGGGCGCGGGGGCCGUGCUGGCGCUCUACCUGUACCGAGUGCCGGUACUGCAGCGGCUGCUGCGCUGCUCCGGCACAGUCACGGCCAAUGGGGACUCCUUCUGGCCGGACAAAGAGGACUAACACGAGCGCAAACUAUCGUUAAUAUUGCUAGUCAAAUUGUCAGGGUUGCAAGAUUUCUUGUAUUUGUAAUUGUUUAUUUAUUUUAAAAACCAAAGUUCGGAAACCUAUUUUAUUUUAGAAUGACGUUACAAUUUCUACUCACCACUGUUUAUUCGAUAAUUUUAUAAUAAACUCUUAAAAUCAACUAAAACAACUAAAACCAACGAGAUUAUAAUUCUAAUAAGAUAAACUUUUACUCUCAAAGAUAAUGUGUAAGCGAUGUCAUGUCGUGGUGGUAUCAAGGU